AGUAAGUUACAUCUAUAAUCUAUAUUCUAAUAAAAUAUAGCAUAUUCGUAUGAUUUAAAAAGAUUAUCGCGAUGAUCACUGCCGCUGUCAUAGGAUUUACCAUCGGCUCAUUAUUGAAAACCGUAGUCGUAGCCCAACAGAACGUUUCAUUUUUAAACGGACUUCCAGAAAACUUUACAUCAGACGGCGCCAUCGACGUGCAGUAUACAUCAUGUAAAGUCAUCACUGACCGUAUCGUGGCCACCGCAGAGGGAAAGUUUUCGCGGUUUUGUCAUGGAAUUUGCAACAUAAAUGAGACAAACGUGAGGCUGCACCACAUCGAAAAGUUGUUAACAGAAGAUGCAGAAAACAUAAAACAACGAUUGUUUCAUAUAGAACGCGUUUUAUUGAGCGGACAAACCAUUAGCAAAACCGGCGACGGUGCUGCGGUGCAGGACACCGAGAGACUCCGGGAGAUCGGUACGUACAACGGCACGGUGUCUACCGUCGACGAAGGUCCGGUAGCCGGAAGUGGACGUCCGCGGAGCCUGCUGACCACGAACACGGUGUUCGUCUACUAUUGGCGUGUGGAUGCGUUCUGGCGGCUGUCGUUCGGCCCGGACGGCCUGGCCCGCAGUCCGCCGUUUUACGUGUCACCUCGCAGCUACCGGAUCUCGCUUUCCGUCCAUUCGGACGUGACGGCCCGCACAGUCCGCGUGGCGGCCGUGCCGGCCGCCGGUGAGUACGACGAGCAACUCAGGUGGCCGUUCGCGCACCGGAUCCGGCUCAGCGUGCUCGACCAGACGGACGUCGGGCCCGAGGACAUCGUGUCCCGGGUCUGGGACGACGUCCAGUGCGCCGCCGCCGAACCACCGACUACGCAGCACCGCCGCCAGAACCAGCGCACCGCCGCCGAAACCGUCUGCGCGUCCAUGGAGUUCCGGCACGACGUGCUUACGUACAGGCGUUACGCGGCCGGCGACGCGAUCAUCGUCAAGCUGACCGUGUUCUUGAAUCAGUGAUCGCGUCGAGGACCUUAUCGUCUUAGACCUCGAUCCGCACAACAAAUUCGACCCGACCGAGAAUUUGGUCGAUGAUAAAAAAUGCUAAUUAAUUAAUAUUUUUAGUAAAAAUUUGUGUUUUUUUUUCACGUAAGUUGAUCACGAUAGUGGGAGUAAAUAUGAGUUUACUUGCGACUUAUUGAUAACAUAGAUACACAUUGUAUUCAGGAGUAGGUUAUGAUGGUCAAUAACAUCUUUUCCGAAAUAUACUUAUAUAUAGGUACAUUAUUCAACAUAUUUAUUUACCUAUCGUAUAGUUUUUAAUUAAAGCUAGCCACCAAGAAAUUAUGUGCAAAUAAUAGAUUUUUUGCAAAGCGCUAUUACCUUAAACCAAAUUUUGAGUUUUCUAAUCUAAAACUACAUAUAUUUUUGUUACUAAGUUCUAUGUAGGCAAGAUAUUGAUAAUUGAUUUGUGGAAAGCGUUAAUUUUUCUUUUCUUUUAGACAGUGGAUGUUUGAUGUGUCGGACACUAAAUUUUGGUAUGACACACACACACACACACACAUAGAUUAGAACUAUUUGCGCUGAGUACCCUAUAUAAAAGUAACUAAGCAGUAGCAGUGGAGAAUAACCAUAUAUGUAGACGAGGAACCGUUUUUUUAUUUUUUAUUGGGUGUAAACCUAGCCUAAUUGUUAGCAAGGAUUGUAAUGAACACGACUGCAUUCUGUAAUAAAUAACAACUUACAUGCUGUCAUUUAUUUAAUUAGCUAUUAUACAAUGCUUGCCAUUUAUAUAUAAAUAUACGUGUUGAUAUUCAU
Melanaphis sacchari is the source of this 1799-nucleotide messenger RNA. RefSeq lists its product as uncharacterized. The coding region runs from base 72 to 1001 and encodes 309 amino acids. Lineage: Eukaryota; Metazoa; Arthropoda; Insecta; Hemiptera; Aphididae. The transcript has 3 exons. Gene Ontology annotation, molecular function: protein binding. The record is from RefSeq and is a predicted model, not a curated record.